AACAUCACGGUGUGGAAUAGUCUGGCGCCGGAGCGUCGCUGGAACCAUGCCUCUUCUGCAGAUUUGGACCGGGAAAUUUCAUCCACCGAUUUGAUCACCGGGAGGCUGCUGCUCACUCAUUCAUGCCAGUAUUUGUGUUUUUGAGGGGAGGAACACUUGUCAUCACUUUUAAAAGUAUUGUGUAUGCUGUUUUUGAGCGAAGAUGUCUGAUCUCCUGGUGCUGGUCGAGGGGCUCUGUGACCUGCACGGAUUUCCAUAGCUGAGGGAAAACAGUGGGGGCCAAUUAGACCAGAUUUAAAGAAUCCAGAAGCCUCUUUUAAUGAAGACAUCGCAUGCGUACAUGUAGGCUUAGUUUAGUCGACAUUUUUCAAAGGCAAUUAUCUUUUUUAAUUGCCACUUUUUACUUUGUGCGUUUUCUGGAGGACCACUGGACUGGUUGGAUUAUAGAAACUAUAUCUAAGGAUUUGUGGAGAUGUUGGGUCGUCAAGAAGAUAAAUUAUGUGGAAUUUUCUCUGCUCUGGCGGCUUUGUCCUUCGUAUGCUUUGUUCAAAGCUCCUCACCUGGAAGCUCGGGAAUGUCUGUGGCCAAGACUACCGUGGACAAGUUGCUGAAGGGAUAUGACAUCCGAUUAAGGCCUGAUUUUGGAGGUGCUCCAGUCAUCGUAGGAAUGAGCAUCAACAUAGCAAGCAUCGACUCCAUCUCAGAAGUAACAUGGUAAGACUACACCAUCACAAUGUAUUUCCAGCAGAGUUGGCGAGAUAAUUUGGCGUAUGGUGAGCUGAACCUUAACCUUACUCUGGACCGUGUAGCAGACCAGCUGUGGCUCCCUGACACCUACUUCCUUAACGACAAGAAGUCCUUUCUUCAUGGUGUGACAGUCAAAAACCGGAUGAUCCGUCUGCACCCUGACGGCACCGUGUUAUACGGGCUGAGAAUAACCACCACUGCUGCUUGCAUGAUGGAUCUGAGGAGAUACCCUCUUGAUGAACAGAACUGCACCCUGGAAAUUGAAAGCUAUGGAUACACCACAGAUGACAUCAAAUUCUUCUGGCAAGGAGGAGACAGUGCGGUGACGGGUGUGGACAAGCUAGAGUUACCUCAGUUCUCCAUCGUAGAUAUCCGCCUGGUGUCCAGGGAGGUCAGGUUCACUACAGGUUCAUAUCCAAGGCUUUCGCUGAGUUUCAGGAUUAAGAGGAACAUUGGAUAUUUCAUCCUGCAGACAUACAUGCCCUCCAUCUUGAUCACCAUCCUCUCCUGGGUCUCCUUCUGGAUCAAUUACGAUGCCUCUGCAGCUCGGGUGGCCCUGGGUGUGACUACGGUGCUCACCAUGACAACUAUUAACCCCACCUUAGGGAGACUUCCCAAGAUCCCGUAUGUGAAAGCCAUUGAUGUCUACCUCAUGGGCUGUUUUGUGUUUGUGUUCCUGCUGGCCCUGCUCGAAUAUGCCUUUGUAAAUUACGUGUUCUUUGGCCGGGGUCCUGCGCAACAGAAGAAACUCAGCGAUCGGCUGAACAUCAACAACGAGCGCACGAGAUACGAAGAGAAGCGCCUGAGGGAACAGGUUUACUCCAUUUCGCCCGUUUCAAACCACACCUUCAGGUCAUAUACACAGAGAAGAAAUCUGUAUCUCGAGGAACAAAGAAAAGUUGGGUACAUGUAUUUAGAAAUCAUCUCGACUGUGGAUGCAUAUGGAAACAUCCUCCUCACCACGCUGGAGAUGAACAACGAAGUGAUGCCUUCUGACGUUGGGGACAGUGUCAGUGACUCUCGGAAUUCCGUCAUGUCCUUCGACAGCUCCGUCCAAUUCAGGAAGCCCAUGGCGCCCCGGGACGGCUUCAGCCACCACUCGCUGGAUCGCAGUGCCAGAGGAGCGGCCAACUGUCGACUACGGCGACGCUCCUCCAAGCAAUUGAAAAUCCCAAACCUGUCAGAUGUUAGCACCAUUGACAAGUGGUCCCUCAUUUUCCCCAUCACCUUUGGAUUUUUCAACCUAAUCUACUGGUUGUACUAUGUGAAUUGAUGUGCAUCCCACUAGGA
Notolabrus celidotus (New Zealand spotty) is the source of this 2037-nucleotide messenger RNA. RefSeq names its product gamma-aminobutyric acid type A receptor subunit beta4 (gene gabrb4). The record is from RefSeq and is a predicted model, not a curated record. Lineage: Eukaryota; Metazoa; Chordata; Actinopteri; Labriformes; Labridae. Gene Ontology annotation, cellular component: synapse; membrane; neuron projection. Gene Ontology annotation, molecular function: neurotransmitter receptor activity; GABA-A receptor activity; extracellular ligand-gated monoatomic ion channel activity. Gene Ontology annotation, biological process: nervous system process; regulation of membrane potential; signal transduction.